Molecule: messenger RNA, 3696 nt
Organism: Panicum virgatum (switchgrass)
Lineage: Eukaryota; Viridiplantae; Streptophyta; Magnoliopsida; Poales; Poaceae
Product: putative disease resistance RPP13-like protein 1
Exons: 4
Coding region: 204-3287 (1027 amino acids)
Biological process (GO): defense response to other organism
Molecular function (GO): ADP binding
Source: RefSeq, a predicted model, not a curated record
GGUAUGGCCAGAUCUGUAAGACUUGCAAAGGCUCGUUGACUUGCUGAAACACGUUAGGUAACCAGGCUUUGCGACUUGCAACUUUGCAAGGCUAAGAAGAGCCGUGGCUCCUCUCAUCCUCCAUCGAUACGGCCCAGAGUAAUGAGCUCAAGACCCAACAGGACCCCUGCAACUGCAAUGAUCAGAAAGGAAAGCUAACACCCAUGGCGGUAGUCUUGGAUGUCUUGGCAUCCUAUGUCCAAAACAUGCUGACAGAGAUGGUGAAAGAGGAGGUGCACAUGCUGCUAGGGGUCUCUGGCGACAUCGAUAAGAUGUGCACCAAGCUCGGAGACCUCAAGAACUCCCUCGCAGAUGCCGAUCGGCGGAACAUCACUGAUCAGAGUGUCCAGGCAUGGGUGAGAGAGCUUAAGGGCGCCAUGUAUGAGGCCAGUGACAUCCUUGACCUAUGCCACCUAAAGUCCAUGGAGAGGCAACCAGGUAUGGAUGUGGUGUGCUUCAACCCCUUGCUCUUUUGCAUGCGGAAUCCCAUCCAUGCCCAUGAAAUCAGCAGCCGGAUCAAGAACCUUAACAUAAGGUUAGAUUGUAUCAAGAAUCGUGGCACUGCCUUUGACUUCAUCAACCUUGGUUUGUAUGAGGACCGCAACCGAAUGCUGGCAUCCUCUAAUCUUUUCAAACAGGAGACAUCAGGGGAGCUUGAUGGAUCAUGUGUGGUCGGUGAAAAGAUCGAGGUGGACACAAGGAAUCUAGUGCGGAUGAUGACAAUGGGUGAGGAAACUAGCUAUGGAGACAAAAUUUUCAUUUUUGCUAUUGUGGGAGUUGGUGGGAUCGGUAAAACCACUCUUGCCCAGAACAUCUUCAACAACAACAUCAUACAACAAGAGUUUUCAAAGAAAAUAUGGUUGAGCGUUAACCAACAAUUUGAUAAGAUUGAGCUGUUACAGAGAACCAUCACUGAAGCCGGAGGUGAUCACCAAGCAGCUAGAAAUACAAAUACAAAGGGUGCACUUGAGCGAAUCCUUAAGGAAGUCUUGAAUGGGCAUAAGACCUUAUUAGUGAUGGAUGAUGUUUGGAACUAUGAAGCAUGGGAGUGUGUGCUCAAAACUCCCUUGGUCAACGUCCUUGCUCAUGGUAGCCGUGUACUUGUCACCACGAGGGAUAUCAGGGUCGCCCGAGGGAUGAUGGCAGAGGAACCAUACCACCAUGUCAAAAGGUUGGAGCCAGAAGUUGCCUGGUCCUUGCUCAAGAACCAGGUAGUUGGGAAUAAAACCCAUGAGCCUCAGAUAGAUUCGCUAAAGGAUAUUGGAAUGGGUAUUAUAGAAAAAUGUGAUGGUUUACCACUUGCUGUCAAAGUAAUGGGAGGCCUCUUACGCCAAAAAAAUACAAGGCGAAGCAGCUGGGAUAAUGUUCUGAAUGAUUCUAUAUGGUCAGUCUCUCAAAUGCCUGGAGAAUUAAAUUAUUCAAUAUACCUCAGCUACCAAGAUUUGCAUCCUAGUUUGAAGUCUUGCUUUCUACACUACUCCCUCCUCCCCAAGAGCACACGGUUCUACGUUGACGAAAUUGUUGGUAUGUGGAUUAGUGAAGGAUUUGUUCAUGGAAACUCCCAUGACUUAGAAGAACUAGGAAGACAAUACUAUGAAGAGCUACUAUUGAGGAAUCUUAUAGAGCCGAAUGAAAAGUACAUCGAGCAACAUGUUUGCAAUAUGCAUGAUGUUGUUCGCUCAUUUGGCCAAUAUGUGGCUAGAAAUGAAGCACUAGUAGCUCACAAAAUCGGAAGCGAUAUUUUUGGUAAACUUAAUUCACAAAAGUUUAUUUGGUUAUCACUAGAAACCACAGGAUCAGAAUUAGAGGAGUUAGAAUGGAGUUCUCUACAAGUACAGAUAUCAUCAGUGAGAACACUGAUAUCAGUUGGGCAUAUAAACUUCAAGCCUAGUGAUUCAUUGCUUUUUUCACGUCUACGGAUCCUGCAUAUACAAUCUGCAAAAUUUAACGCAAUGGCUGAAACUUUCUUUAAACUUAAACACUUGAGGUACUUGUCCAUAAAACAAACAAACAUAUCUAGACUGCCAGAAAGCAUUGGCAAGAUGAAAUUCUUGCAGUAUAUUAGCCUUUUUGGUUGUGAAAGCUUGUUGAAGCUUCCUGAUAGCAUUGGAAAACUGCGACAGUUAAGGGUUCUUAACCUUUGUGGCACAAGUAUAAACCAGAUACCCAGAGGUUUUGGCUUACUAAUUAAUUUGAGGAGAUUAUAUGGGUUUGCAGCCCAGAUGGAUGGUGACUGGUGCAGUUUGGAAGAAUUAGGGCCUCUCACCCAGAUUACUGAGCUUCAUAUAAGGGGUCUGGAGAAUAUACCGUCUGCCUCAUUUGCUUCAAAGGCCAAGUUUAGUGAAAAGAUGCGCCUACACUAUCUACGCUUAGGUUGCACUAGUAGCCAUGGGCAUGACGACGGGUUGGUAAAAAAUGAAGAAGGAAAAUUUGAGGAAGAGCAACGACUAAUAGAGGAGGUGUUUGAUGAGCUCCGCCCUCCUCCUUGCCUAGAGAAUCUUCUAAUUGUAAGGUACUUUGGUCGGAGGCUACCAAAAUGGAUUAUGGCAACAAAAGACUUGAGAAUUCUAGCGAUGAUAGACUUGCCUUGUUGCACAGAGCUCCCAGAUGGCCUAUGUCAGCUUCCAUGCUUGGAAUUCCUACAGAUUGAUGCCGCCCCGUUAAUCAAGCAUGUUGGGCCAAAAUUCUUACAUCCAUACCAUCACAAGCACCUAAGCCAUCUAGAGAACUUAGGUUCUAUUGUUGAACUUGAGGUGUUACAAAUAUCUGAGCUGGAGAGAAUCUGUAACCUCCCAAAACUGCAGAGGCUUUGCAUCUCCAUGUGCCCAAAGAUGAAGGAAUUGGAGGGUCUGCCUGCACUAGAGACACUAAAGCUGGAGGAUUACGACAUGAAAACGCUCCCUGGGUACUUGAAGGAUAUAAACCUAAGGCAUUUGCAGAUACACUGUGACAUACCACUGCUCGCUUCCAUAGCCAAAGGGAAUUCUAGCCCUGAGUGGGAUAAGUUCAAUCACAUCCAGCAAUUCAAAGCAUACACAAACGAUGACAACGACCGCGUUCCAAGUAAAUGGUACGCGUCAUACACAAGAGAUCCUUUCAGUUUUGAGACAAACUAUAUCAGUCCUCCUACCUUGGUCUCAGGGGAUGGAGAGGAGCAGGGAAGUGCAUCAAGUGCAUCGCGAAAAGUAAGGAAGCCACUGCCGGCCAGCCGCUGCCUUCGUCGCUUCCCCAGUGAACCAGACAAAUGAAACCGCCGUUUACGCUCGUCCUCAGAUAAACUUUGUUUAAUUUGGACCUUUGCUUGGGUGAAGUGAUUAUGGACUGUCUAUUUAGGAAGAUUUAGAUGAAUAUUACCAUAAAUUACCUCAUAAGAGGUAAAAUGAGAAAUAGAUAUUUAAAUAAUUUUUAAAUUUUGCAAAAUAGGAAAAAUAGGUGGAAAAUCUUACAAAUUGAUCUAACUACAAAUUCUAUGGAUUUCCUUGCAAGAUUAUAAAGAUCCAAUGAGUGCAAUGAAAAAUAUUAUGGUAGAAAUAAAAAAGUUAAAAAAAUAUAAUUACUGUUUCUUGUAGCUAGCAGCAGGGGCAUUCUGCGAGUAAUUACUAAACCGUGUGAUCAUUCGAGGCAAAUUCAGUAACUGUGAAUAAGAUUUCUUUUUCA